Hevea brasiliensis (rubber tree) is the source of this 2097-nucleotide messenger RNA. RefSeq names its product apyrase 2. Gene Ontology annotation, cellular component: membrane. The transcript has 9 exons. Gene Ontology annotation, biological process: nucleoside diphosphate catabolic process. NCBI's taxonomy places the organism in Eukaryota, Viridiplantae, Streptophyta, Magnoliopsida, Malpighiales, Euphorbiaceae. Gene Ontology annotation, molecular function: nucleoside diphosphate phosphatase activity. The record is from RefSeq and is a predicted model, not a curated record. Bases 435 to 1838 code for a protein of 467 amino acids.
CCAUUGUACAAGAAGAAAGAAAUAACCGACAAUAACCCAUGCAAAAUUGAAAUUCCAACUGCCACUUCACCGCCCAAUACGACAUUGUCGUUUCAAUUCCUUCUUUGUCUCUCUCCCACACACCAUCAUCAGCGUUUCCUUUAACGUAUGUAGCUAUAGAUCUUUCCCUUGCUUUUCUUCUCAUUUGCCAAAUUCUUCUCUGAAAAUCAAUUUAGUAAAUAAAUAAUAAUAUUAAUAAACAAGGAGAGCUGGAUCCAUCACAGGAGCCAGCGCAGUCCUUGAAGGCAACCGCCGCAGCCAACGGCCAGAUCCGUUAUCGCACCCCUUCCUCCGCCGAACUACUCGAGACCGGUGCUUCCUCUGGCAUCAUCACUACUGCCUCUUCCACUUCUCCCACCCAUUCUGACCACCUCCACCAAUUACCGUCCGAGAAGAUGAAGCGCCCGGUGCCGCGGCAUGAGUCUUUUUCCGAUAAGAUCCAAAGGUACCGAGGUGUUCUCUUUGUCAUUUCGAUCCCGCUCCUCUUGAUCGCAUUCGUCUUGUUUGUGAUGCCAAGUCUUUCCCCGGCGGACGUCUUGGAUGAGUACGAGCUUAAUAGCCGUAAGAUGUCGCCGAAUUUGAAGGAUGCCAAAAGAUAUGCGGUUAUUUUUGAUGCGGGAAGCUCAGGGAGUAGAGUGCAUGUCUAUUGUUUUGAUCGAAAUAUGGAUCUUGUUCCCAUUGGGAAGGAUCUCGAGCUUUUUGUCCAGAUUAAACCAGGUUUGAGUGCAUAUGCAAGUGACCCACAGGCUGCAGCAAAUUCUCUCCAUUCCUUGCUUGAUAAAGCAGAAAGUGUAGUGCCCAAAGAGCUGCGAUCGAAAACACCUGUCAGGGUUGGGGCUACUGCAGGCUUGAGGGCGUUGGGACGUGAGGCAUCUGAUAGAAUUUUGGAUGCGGUUAGGGAUCUUAUGAAAGACAGGAGUACCCUGAAAUCUGAGGCAGAUGGAGUAACUGUUCUGGAUGGUUCUCAAGAAGGUUCUUAUGAAUGGGUGACAAUAAAUUACCUUUUAGGAAAAUUGAGUGGACCGUAUUCUGAUACAGUUGGAGUGGUUGAUCUUGGUGGUGGAUCUGUUCAAAUGGCAUAUGCUGUCUCGAAGAUGGAUGCUGAAAAGGCUCCAAGGGUAUCAGAUGGAGAGGAUUCAUAUAUAAAAGAAAUGCGUCUGAUGGGUACUGACUACUACCUCUAUGUUCACAGUUACCUUCACUAUGGUUUAUUAGCAGCUCGAGCAGAGAUUUUGAAGUUUUCUGAAGACUCUGAUAAUGCAUGUAUCUUGGCUGGUUAUGAUGGGGUUUACAAAUAUGGAGGAGUGGAGUAUAAAACAUCAGCUGCUUCUUCUGGUUCAAGCUUUGAAGGAUGCAGGAGUCUUGCUUUGAAGGCUCUAAAAGUUAAUGAAUCAGCAUGCACGCACAUGAAAUGCACAUUUGGUGGAGUAUGGAAUGGUGGAGGUGGGGAUGGACAAAAAAAUUUGUUUGUUGCUUCAUUUUUUUUCGACAGGGCUGCUGAGGCUGGUUUUAUUGAUCCUGCUCUACCUGUUGCCAAAGUUCAUCCUGUGGAUUUUGAGGACGCAGCUAAGCGUACUUGUGAAACUAAACUUGAGGAUGCCAAUUCUUUAUAUCAACGUGUUGAGGAGGGUAACCUGCCGUUCUUAUGCAUGGAUCUUGUCUACCAGUAUACAUUGCUUGUAGAUGGAUUUGCUCUUGAACCUUGGCAAGAAAUUACAUUGGUGAAGAAGGUCAAGUACAGGGAAUCCCUUGUUGAAGCUGCAUGGCCACUGGGCAGUGCUAUAGAGGCUCUGUCAUAAUCACCAUGGCUCUAAAUUAUUACAUCUGCUUAAUCGGCAAAUGGAAAUUCGUGGGAUUGGCACUUGGGUGCAGUUUGUGGCAGAUCUGCAGAGUUUGUUCGAUAAGUCGCUGGCACGUGAAAUGGAAAUUGGAUUUUGGCCUAUAUCACAGAAAUAAUGAGAAAGGAGUAGCUCCAUUUAUCAUCAUUUGUAAUUACGUUACAAAAUGUUCUGAUUUAUGAUUUUUGAGAUAAUGAUUCAAUUCAAUUAGUUCAUUUUA